Penicillium longicatenatum is the source of this 411-nucleotide messenger RNA. RefSeq lists its product as uncharacterized. NCBI's taxonomy places the organism in Eukaryota, Fungi, Ascomycota, Eurotiomycetes, Eurotiales, Aspergillaceae. The record is from RefSeq and is a predicted model, not a curated record. The coding region runs from base 1 to 411 and encodes 136 amino acids. The transcript has a single exon.
AUGCAUCCAGCGCGUGAAAAUCAUCAGCGCCCUUGCACCGUGUGGAUGGCUGAACCUCCGCCGAGUGGUUCCUUGGAAACAUCUCGCGCCUCCUUGUCUGAGGCCACAUCCGACGCGUGCGACACGACCACUGUCGCUGCCAAUAACUGCCUCAUUCCUGCUGUACGAGUACAGCUGAUGCCUCAUGGGCGUGAACACCAUAAGCGGUCCCCAACCGUGUUGACAGAUGAGACGUGGGACAGGUUGCUGAAUCCCUCCUGCCCAUUCUCAUGGAAACCCACGUUCGGCGCGUCCGACACCAAUGCUGUCACAGCCGCUACCAUCGCCUAUUCUUCUACGCGAGCGCAGCUCGUACUGACUGGACUUUCGGCUCCCAAAGUCCUGCCGAUGGCCAAAGAUCCCAUAGAAUAA